ACUUUACAACAUCAACUUUUGUGAAAUUUGAUCUCAUGCUUUUGAUUUUGUGUCUGUUUGUCAGAUCUACUUUAAACAUAGGGCUGAUCCGUUGGUUACUGACGUCCGGUGGAUACGAGAACAGAUUUGCAGACCUUUUGCAUCAUAUUUCAGAUAUAAGAUACCCUACAUAAGAUGCCUGGAUUCAACUUUCUUAUCCUGCAGUUCUGUCUUCUUGGAUAUGUCUUCGUCUGCUCCAGUGCUUGGCGUGUUAUGAUGCCAAGCCACUUGAAAGGAUUGGUGGGUUCCUGCCUUGUCAUCCCUUGUAGGUUUGACUACAAUAAAUAUCCACCUCAGAGACCAGAUCGUGUUGUUUGGUACCAGUAUGUGAGUCGAGGAUAUCCUUUGGUUUAUGAUGACUGGUACCCAACUUAUGUCACUUAUGACAUAUUCCGUGGAAAAACACAAGCCUAUAGGUCUGGAUAUGGGAAGACAUGCAGCCUAAAGAUCGAACCACUGACCUGGAGUCAUCACAGACAGAAGCUUUAUCCCUGGGUGGAUCCAGAGAAUAUUGGGAAAAGCACCCACGGAUUCUAUGAUACAACCGUAAUGAUUGAAGUAGUGGACACAGCAGAUCCCCCGAAUCUUCAAAUCUAUGGAGCCAAGAAGGUUGGACACUCUGUAGAUGUGCAUUGCUCUGUUUAUCACACCUGUCCCACUAAACCCCCAACUCUGAGUCUCAACAUCCCACAUGGAAACCAGGAUCGUACUCCUGUUGAACUGACUGAUGGCACAUUCAAAACCACCUUGAAGGCCACUUUGCUCAUUGAGAAUGACUCUCAAAGAGUGGUGUGCUCUGUUCAAUACCCUACUGGUCACACUAAAAGCACCUCUAGCAACAUAAACGCAGAAUGUUCCAUUUUACCAUUGACUAUCAGCUCUACAUCAAAUGAAUUUCUUGAAGGAUAUCCAAGCAAAGUGACCUGCACUGCCACAUACACAUGCUCUAAACAUAGGCCCACUCUGACAUGGAGCUAUGGUAACAUGCCAACAUCCACUGCUACUACCAAGGAGGCUCAGUGGAAGACUAUCUCCACACUGACGUUCACAUCAUCAGCCAACGACCCAGGAAGAUCUCUGACAUGCUACGCAGUAUUCUCUAAUGGAGAGAGACAGGAAACGAGCAUCACCCUACAAGUCAAGAAACCUCUGAGCAUUGCUCCAGUCAUUGCAGUCCCACUUGUAGUCCUGAUCCUAAUCAUCUUAGCUGUGGUGUUAGGAGUCUUCAUCUGCAGGAGAAGGAGGCACACUGAGGACUCAAUGAAACCACCACCUCGACCGGAGAAAAGGAAUUCAUUCUGGAACAAGCUUCCCAGACGCCAAGGCAAUGCUGUGAACCUCAGUGUGGGCUAUUCAAACAACCCCAACACCAUCAUCUCCGGCAGUAAUUUCUCCGAACCACUCAAUCUAUCCCCAGAGGAUUGAGUUUUCUCACAACCUGUUUUUAUGUUCCUCUUGUUACGUCUUGUCUGUCUCUUUUUUCUUUUGUGUGGGCUGUGUGCUCCUUUCACUUUGACUGCUAAUGGAGCUGAUCUCUGUUUGAAAAUGUGCCACACCUAAGAGGAUUUAGGCUAGGCCUGCAAAAUCUUCGCUCGCCCUCCUGUUGGGCCAGCUUAACUUUUCCUUGAGUUGUUCCUCACUUGUUAAUUUAAGUAAAAAUGUGCUUUUCACCCCAA
Molecule: messenger RNA, 1715 nt
Organism: Mugil cephalus (flathead mullet)
Lineage: Eukaryota; Metazoa; Chordata; Actinopteri; Mugiliformes; Mugilidae
Product: myelin-associated glycoprotein-like
Exons: 10
Coding region: 175-1464 (429 amino acids)
Source: RefSeq, a predicted model, not a curated record